AACUUUCUCACCGUUAAAGGUCCAAAUGACAUCGGGAUCAAGAAGCUCGAUGGCGUGAAAGAUCCCAAAGAAGUGUCUGAGGAGGAGUGGAAGAAAGUUCUCCCAGCCGAAGUGUUCGAUGUUGCCAGAAACGCAGGUACUGAAGCCCCCUUCACUGGUGCCUACGACAAAUUUUUUGAAAAAGGACGUUAUGUCUGUCUCUGCUGUGGUGCUGAGUUAUUCAACUCCGACUCCAAGUAUUGGUCUGGUUGUGGAUGGCCUGCUUUUUCAAAAUCAGUGGAUAACGACAUGAAUAUCGUGCGAUUACCGGACAAUUCGCUUGGAAGGCAAAGAACCGAAGUGCGAUGCAAGAAGUGCAAUGCUCACCUUGGGCACGUAUUUGAUGAUGGUCCAGAGGAGACUGGGGAGAGAUAUUGUAUUAAUAGUGUAUGUAUGGCGUUUGAGAAAGCUGACUAA
This is a messenger RNA of Strongylus vulgaris, 456 nucleotides long. Lineage: Eukaryota; Metazoa; Nematoda; Chromadorea; Rhabditida; Strongylidae. The record is from the annotation of a GenBank genome assembly.